GCUGGAAGGAGGGGAGAGAGAAAGGGGCCGCCUGAUAUCACUGGCCCGGGAAGGCGGCCUCGGGGUUUAAGAUGUUGGGCAAACAGGGAAGCCAGUGAGGAGCCCGGCUCUCCGAGCGCCCAAGGAAAGGGAAGGACGCCAGCGGCUCGCUCCGGGAUUGCUUGCUUUGCUUGCUUGCUUUUGCGACCGACCGACCGACCGAUUGAUUGCUCUUUGGAUCUACUCCGAUCUACCUGCGCCCGCCCGCCCGCCCUCCUUCCUUUCUCUCGGUGAUUAUUCAUGGUCUUCUGCGCCCCGUCCGCCUUGGGAGUCUUGGGCUCAGGUUGGCCAGGCUCUCCCAGCGGGGGCGCUUGGCUUCGCAGUGGCGGAUGCGGCGGGGGAUUCGGCGCAGCGGGGGCGGCCCGGGAGCUCCCUUGCCUUGAGAUCCGGACUGGAUUGAUUGAUUGAUUGAUUGAUUGACUUGCCUACCUGCUGCUUGAGAGGCCGGUGAAGGAGCGAAAUCUGGCCAGGGGGUUUAAACAGCCGCUGCUCCUGGGCCACCGACUGCGGCAGCCUCUGUCCCUGGCAGCGGCUCGGGCUCCCUCGCCGGGGUUCUUCUCCGCCAGCGCUCAGCCCCCGGCCGCCCGGGUUGGCUGGCUGGCUUGCUGGAGACUCUCGAUGAACUGCCUGAAAGAACCUCUCAGCCUGGAGCGUUUGGGAGCCGGGAAUAAGCUUUGCUCCACCUCCCCUUCCUCUUCCUCUUCCUCCUCCGCCUCUUCGUCUUGCCACCACCAUCAUCACCAUCAUCAUCAUCAUCACCAGCAGCAGCAACAGCCGGCUCUGGUUAUGGCUUCAGCCCUGACCCCCGGCCAGCCGCGAUCGGCCCUGGAUUCUGCCAAGCAUCGGCUGGAGGUUCACACCAUCUCCGACACCUCCAGCCCCGAGGCCGCAGAGAAAGAGAAAAGCCAGCCGAGCAAGAAUGAGGACGCGGGCGCCGAAGAUCCGUCCAAGAAGAAGCGGCAGCGGCGGCAGCGCACUCACUUCACCAGCCAGCAGCUGCAAGAACUGGAGGCCACUUUCCAGCGCAACCGCUACCCGGACAUGUCGACGCGGGAGGAGAUCGCGGUCUGGACCAACCUCACCGAGGCCAGAGUCAGGGUUUGGUUCAAGAACCGGCGGGCCAAGUGGCGGAAACGGGAACGGAACCAGCAGGCGGAACUCUGUAAGAACGGCUUUGGGCCGCAGUUCAACGGGCUGAUGCAGCCUUACGACGACAUGUACCCGGGCUACUCGUACAACAACUGGGCCGCCAAGGGCCUCACCUCGGCGUCGCUCUCCACCAAGAGCUUCCCCUUCUUCAACUCCAUGAACGUCAACCCGCUGUCCUCGCAGAGCAUGUUCUCGCCCCCCAACUCCAUCUCGUCCAUGAGCAUGUCUUCCAGCAUGGUCCCCUCGGCGGUGACCGGCGUGCCGGGCUCCGGCCUCAACAGCCUCAAUAACUUGAACAACCUGAGCAACCCUUCGCUCAAUUCGGCCGUGCCCACGCCCGCCUGCCCCUAUGCCCCGCCAACCCCUCCCUACGUUUACCGGGACACGUGUAACUCUAGCCUGGCCAGCCUGAGACUCAAAGCCAAGCAGCACUCCAGCUUCGGCUACGCCAGCGUCCAGACCCCGGCCUCCAACCUGAGCGCCUGCCAGUACGCCGUGGACAGGCCGGUGUGAGAAA
Pantherophis guttatus is the source of this 1705-nucleotide messenger RNA. It is a transcript of the gene PITX2, whose product is annotated as paired like homeodomain 2. The record is from RefSeq and is a predicted model, not a curated record. Gene Ontology annotation, biological process: anatomical structure morphogenesis; regulation of transcription by RNA polymerase II. Gene Ontology annotation, molecular function: DNA-binding transcription factor activity, RNA polymerase II-specific; RNA polymerase II cis-regulatory region sequence-specific DNA binding. Lineage: Eukaryota; Metazoa; Chordata; Lepidosauria; Squamata; Colubridae. Gene Ontology annotation, cellular component: nucleus.